CUUAGACAUUUCACGCCCGCAUGGCAUGCAGUCGUAAUGGGGACGGGUGCAACUUCUGCCCUCCUUACAGACUUCCCAUACGGACAAGACAACAAUCAUCUCAAAAUUGCUGGUUGUGCAUUCUUCAUACUCAACCUCGUCCUUUUUGUCUUCGUUUGUGUCUGCUCGGUUCUGAGAUAUGUCCUGUACCCCGACAUUUUCUGGCUCAUGCUUGGCCAUCCUGCUCAAAGUCUCUUCAUUGGGUGUUUCCCAAUGGGCAUGGCUACCUUGAUAAAUUCCGCUUUGGCUUUAAAUCAAAAUUGGGGAUUUGGCGGCGAGCAUUUCCUCCGUGCAAUGUGGGCAUUCUGGUGGCUAGACGCAGGAUUGUCCUGUCUUGUGGCAUAUGGCAUGAUCUACACCAUGCAAGAUCAAUUUCCACUACUCACGUCCAGUUGCAGGUCCGUACGUCAUGAGCACUCAAUCUCAGACAUGGCAGCUGUUUGGCUGUUGCCCGUCGUACCGCUGGUUGUCGCAUCCUCAACAGGCGGUCUACUCGCUACCGCGCUCAAGGAGUAUUCGCAUACACUUUCCCUCGUCACCAUCAGCAUCUCCUUCAGCAUGCUCGCCAUGGGGCUUGGCUUUGCUCUCAUGAUGAUCACCAUCUACCUCCUGCGCCUCAUCAUUCGCGGUGUGCCCGACGCGGGGCUGGUACUUUCCGCAUUCAUCGUCCUCGGUCCGCUCGGACAGGGCGGAUUCUCGCUUCUCGUGAAUGGUUCCGCAAUCUCAGAGCUCCUCCCGUUGCAUCUCGCUGCUAGCGGCGCCGACUUCCCACAGUCCACGCUUGCGGGGCAGAUGAUCUUCGCGACAUGCUUCUGCAGCGCAUACGCACUAUGGUCCAUCGGUAUCGCGUGGAUUGUUGUUGCGCUGUGUUCGAUAUACCAUGUCGUCGUCGCCCGUGGCGCGAGGCUUCAUUUCAGCUUGGGAUACUGGGGUCUCAUUUUCCCCAACGGCGUGUUUGCGCUGUUGACUGUCGAGCUCUCGAAGGUGCUCAACAGUGGAUUUUUCAGGGUAGCAGGGUCUCUUUGGUCAGCUCUCGUGUUCCUAUUGUGGAGCGCGAUCUUCUUGCGGAGCAUCCCUGCGUUCAUCGACGGCUCACUCUUCCAAGCACCUUGCCUGCCUGACGGCUCGGCAGCUACGUUGCUGCCAACCACGCAGACAGGCGUUCACGAGCAGGCUACGAGGUCUGUGGAGAAGGCCUCUAGUAGCUCUGACGCCCCAUUCACCGAGGCCGCCCGCAAGUCUCAGUGA
Messenger RNA from Postia placenta MAD-698-R-SB12, 1287 nucleotides. RefSeq lists its product as hypothetical. The transcript is spliced from 5 exons. Gene Ontology annotation, biological process: transmembrane transport; sulfite transmembrane transport. Gene Ontology annotation, cellular component: plasma membrane. The annotation marks the transcript as partial. NCBI's taxonomy places the organism in Eukaryota, Fungi, Basidiomycota, Agaricomycetes, Polyporales, Adustoporiaceae. Gene Ontology annotation, molecular function: sulfite transmembrane transporter activity. The record is from RefSeq and is a predicted model, not a curated record.